GCGGAUUCAAGUUCUAUUGAAACACUACUUUACCCCACAACAGUUCGGAUCCUAUAGGUAAGUUCGUUAAAAGAAUCGAAAGCGGCGGUAAAUUCAACUGCGACACAGCAAUGGACUCCAACACACAGAAUCCAGGCAGCGCGUUAACUGACACGCGCUUCUCCGACCUGAAGCCGCCUCUCUCUGAACCGGUUCUCGAAGCAUUAUCGCAAGCUGGCUUUAAAUUCUGUACUCCUGUCCAAGCCGCCACUAUCCCCCUGCUAUGCAGUUUCAAGGACGUAGCCGUCGACGCCGCCACCGGCUCUGGAAAAACCCUAGCUUUCCUUAUCCCUAUUGUAGAGAUUCUGCGUCGAUCCUCGUCUUCUCCUCCCAAACGUCACCAGGUAAUGGGGAUAAUUAUAUCACCUACGAGGGAGCUUUCGUCGCAAAUAUAUAAUGUAGCACAGCCUUUCAUUUCUACCUUGCCCAAUGUAAAGUCUAUGCUUCUUGUUGGAGGUGUUGAGGUGAAAGCGGAUGUGAAGAAAAUCGAGGAGGAAGGAGCCAAUCUACUGAUUGGCACGCCUGGUAGACUGUAUGACAUAAUGGACCGGAUGGAUGUCUUGGAUUUUCGUAACCUUGAGAUUUUGAUUUUAGAUGAGGCUGAUAGGCUUCUAGAUAUGGGAUUCCAGAAGCAGAUAAACUAUAUAAUAUCUCGCUUGCCAAAGCUUCGUAGAACUGGUCUUUUUUCAGCUACUCAAACAGAGGCAGUUGAAGAGCUCUCUAAAGCGGGAUUGAGGAAUCCAGUGAGGGUUGAAGUUAGAGCUGAGACGAAGUCACUGAGUAAUUCAGUUUCAUCUGAGCAAUUAGCCUCAUCGAAAACACCUUCAGGCCUUCACCUUGAGUAUUUGGAAUGUGAAGCAGAUAAGAAAGCAUCACAGCUUGUUGAUCUCCUUGUAAAGACCAAAUCUAAAAAAGUUAUAGUAUAUUUCAUGACUUGUGCUUGUGUUGAUUACUGGGGAGUUGUUCUUCCAUGUCUCAAUGCUUUGAAGGGAUUCUCAUUAAUUGCUUUACAUGGAAAGAUGAAGCAGACUGCCAGGGAGAAAGCAUUAGCUUCAUUUACCUCUCUUUCAAGUGGCAUUCUUCUAUGUACUGAUGUUGCAGCACGUGGACUUGACAUUCCUGGUGUUGAUUGUAUAGUACAGUAUGAUCCCCCUCAAGAUCCAAAUGUAUUUGUUCACAGAGUUGGGAGAACUGCUCGUUUGGGUAGACAAGGAAGUGCCAUUGUUUUCCUAUUUCCUAAGGAGGAAGCUUAUAUAGAAUUUUUGCGCAUAAGAAGGGUUCCUCUUCAAGAAAGGAAAUGCAUAGAUGAUGUUGCUGAUGUUGUUCCUCAGAUACGGUCUGCUGCAUUGAAAGACCGUGAUGUGAUGGAGAAAGGGCUUAGAGCAUUUGUUUCCUUUAUUCGUGCCUACAAAGAGCAUCACUGCUCUUAUAUUUUCAGAUGGAAAGAACUUGAAAUUGGAAAGUUAGGUACAGGAUAUGGUCUAUUGCAGCUCCCUUCUAUGCCUGAGGUAAAGCACCAUUCGCUUUCCACUGAGGGUUUCACUCCAGUUGAGAACAUCAAUAUGGAUGAUAUCAAGUUUAAGGAUAAAUCUCGUGAGAAACAGAGGAAGAAAAAUUUACAAACAAAGAAAGAACGAGAGCAACAAGAAUCAAAACCUGAGAAGCCCAAAAAGGCCACAAACGCUGCCGCCUCUGUCAUGAGGAAGAAAACUGCUAAACAGAGACGUGCUGCCCAAACCAUUGAAGAUGAAGAGGAAUUGACCCGGGAAUAUCGGCUAUUGAAGAAACUAAAAAAGGGGGCUAUUGAUGAAACUGAGUUUGCAAAGUUGACAGGAGCUGAAGAUUUAGUUUGAACUUUCAAGUAUGUAGUUUUGCAGGGUUUGACUUGCCCUUUCCCUUUCUGAAGGAAGAGCUUGAAGCUUACGAUCGUUACUUUUUCUAGAAGACCAAUUCUUUACAGCUCUUUUAACAAUGCAUUUUCUGGGAAAGUACAGUUUUGGUGCUCAAGUGAUGGAAAGUAGUCGCGCAGCAUAUUGAUAUGUCUGAAUUUAUAUAAUUGUUCCAAUCUCUGAAUUUUGUUUAUUUCACAUUUGAUUUUGUUGAUUCAGUCACUACAACUAUUGUAAUGUGUAUGUUAGGGCACCAGAUUUAUACAUUUGAUUUUAGAGUGUUAGUGAUUAAAAAAAUAGAAGCAGAAAGAGUUUUACUUUUA
Molecule: messenger RNA, 2251 nt
Organism: Gossypium raimondii (Peruvian cotton)
Lineage: Eukaryota; Viridiplantae; Streptophyta; Magnoliopsida; Malvales; Malvaceae
Product: DEAD-box ATP-dependent RNA helicase 18
Exons: 11
Coding region: 111-1892 (593 amino acids)
Cellular component (GO): nucleolus
Molecular function (GO): RNA helicase activity; nucleic acid binding; ATP binding
Source: RefSeq, a predicted model, not a curated record